AUGGACGCUCGCUGGGCAGAGGAGCGCAGACGGCUCAGCUGGAUCUCACAGGUCUCCGUGCGCCCAUUCACUCCCUCCGAAUCCUUCGCCUUCCCAAAACCGCCUGGAUCUGAAAAGACCAAGGGUGUGCAGACUGCCACCCACUCUCCUCAAGCUAGCAUCGCUAGCGUUCCAGAAACCUCCGAGACCAACGACACGUACCAUACUGCUGUGGCCGUCUCCUCGGAAAGUCCUUUCGCAGAUCCGACGGAGCUUAAGAACCCAUUCCUGGACGUUGUUCACCUCAAGCCGAUCAAGCGAUCCUACAUUCCCUACCGGGGUGAUGAACUUGGGGUUCAGCGUGGAGAGGACGUUUCCGUGUUGAAGUACUUUGGCGAUGGCUGGGCAUUGGUCGAGCGCAGCUUAAACGGGGUGGUUGAGACUGGUCUAAUCCCGCAAGCCUGCUUCCAGGAUGCGUGA
Molecule: messenger RNA, 459 nt
Organism: Punctularia strigosozonata HHB-11173 SS5
Lineage: Eukaryota; Fungi; Basidiomycota; Agaricomycetes; Corticiales; Punctulariaceae
Exons: 1
Coding region: 1-459 (152 amino acids)
Molecular function (GO): protein binding
Source: RefSeq, a predicted model, not a curated record